Messenger RNA from Merops nubicus (carmine bee-eater), 462 nucleotides. RefSeq names its product transmembrane protein 164-like. The record is from RefSeq and is a predicted model, not a curated record. Lineage: Eukaryota; Metazoa; Chordata; Aves; Coraciiformes; Meropidae. The annotation marks the transcript as partial. The transcript has a single exon.
AUGUUUCGUCAGCUUGACAGCAUUUUGGCUUUGAUUCCGUCUUACUCCUACCUGUUCCUGGACAGUGACGGGGAGGAGAGGCAGCGUCCCACCAUGUCUCGCUACAGCCUCCAUAAUCUCCUGGACUGGAUGUACGGGGGAGUGGACCCCAGCUUUGCUGGUAAUGGAGGACCGGAGUGCGCGGCCUUUCUCUCUGGGCAGCAGCGGUUUCUGGAGAGUUUGGUCUUCCUCAGCGUGGGCGUCGUGGAGAUCCUUCUGUCUUUGUGGAAGCUCAGACAGCUGCAUUUCAGGGAACUGGAGGGUCACCUGCUGCAGCAGCCCCAGACUAAGCAAGAGAGCUUGGGCAAGAACGUACUGCUGGUGGUGGUCUGUCUUAUUUUUGGGCUGGAGGUGGGGUUCAAGUUUGCCACCAGGACUGUCAUUUACCUCCUGAAUCCCUGUCAUGUGGUCACUAUGAUGCAG